Molecule: messenger RNA, 3419 nt
Organism: Phascolarctos cinereus (koala)
Lineage: Eukaryota; Metazoa; Chordata; Mammalia; Diprotodontia; Phascolarctidae
Source: RefSeq, a predicted model, not a curated record
UCCAAAGCCCUUGAUCCUGUAUGUCAUUAAAUUAGGAAAGAAAUCACCCCUUGUGAUACUGAGGCACCAAGCCGUUCAGGGAUAUAGGUGGUCUAGUAAGCCAUGAAGAUGAUUACUGGGGUUAGGGGAAGGAAGUAGGCAUUUCUGCUUCUAUUCUCUGCAUCUUUAGCCCAUGAGAAGAUGAAACUGAGCAGAGGUGGGUGUCUGACCCCAGCCCAGGCCACUUCCUGGCCAUUACCAAGAUAUGCUGUCUGCACUCCACUUCUCUUCCCACCUGAACUCAAGCUCCCUAUCCUGGGGCCCUGGGUGAUGAUUGGGUGAGUGAAGAUUUUCAAAAUGGCUCAGGGAACCAGUGAUCAAAGUUCGGUGGGUAUUGCUGACCCAGAAGAGACUACUCCAAAUAUGAUCGUCUACAGAAAAAUUGAAGACAUCGUUACAAAGAUGCAGGAUGACAAGACGGGCGGGGUACCCAUCAGGACAGUAAAGAGUUUUCUGUCCAAAAUCCCCAGUGUAGUCACAGGUACCGACAUCGUGCAGUGGUUUAUGAAGAAUCUCGCCAUUGAGGAUCCAGGUGAAGCAAUACACUUGGGAAGUCUUGUAGCUGCCCAGGGUUACAUCUUCCCCAUAUCGGACCAUGUCCUUACCCUGAAGGAUGAUGGCACCUUUUAUCGAUUCCAAGCUCCAUACUUCUGGCCCUCCAACUGCUGGGAACCUGAAAACACUGACUAUGCCAUUUAUCUGUGUAAGAGGACAAUGCAAAAUAAAGCAAGAUUGGAAUUGGCAGAUUAUGAAGCUGAAAACCUAGCAAGACUCCAGAGGGCCUUUGCAAGGAAGUGGGAAUUCAUCUUUAUGCAAGCGGAAGCCCAAGUGAAGAUUGAUCGGAAAAAAGAUAAAACAGAAAGAAAAAUUUGGGAUAGUCAGGAACGAGCCUUCUGGGAUGUCCACAGGCCAGUGCCAGGUUGUGUGAAUACAACAGAAAUGGAUAUCAGAAAAUGUCGUAGGAUGAAGAAUCCCCAGAAGGUCAAAAAGUCAGUGUAUGGAGUCACAGAAGAGUCUCAGUCCCAGAGUCCUGUGCAUAUACCUGCCCAGCCAAUCAGGAAAACUACAAAAGAGGACAUCCGGAAACAGAUAACAUUUUUGACUACACAGAUAGACAGACAUCGUUUAAAGAUGUCCAAAGUAGCUGAAAGCUUAAUUGCUUACACGGAACAGUACGUGGAAUAUGAUCCUUUGAUAACUCCAGCAGAACCUUCUAAUCCGUGGAUCAGUGAUGACAUCACUUUAUGGGACAUAGAGAUGAGCAAAGAGCCCAGCCAACAACGUGUAAAGAGAUGGGGAUUCUCCAUUGAUGAGGUACUAAAGGACCAAGUCGGGCGAGACCAGUUCCUUCGUUUUCUGGAGUCGGAAUUCAGUUCAGAAAACCUCAGGUUUUGGUUGGCUGUCCAAGAUCUCAAGAAACAACCUUUACAGGAUGUGGCAACUCGGGUGGAAGAAAUUUGGCAAGAGUUUCUGGCUCCUGGAGCCCAAAGUUCAAUCAACCUGGAUUCUCACAGCUAUGAGAAAACAAGUCAAAAUGUCAAAGACCCAGGGCGAUACACAUACGAGGAUGCGCAGGAGCACAUUUAUAAGCUGAUGAAGAGUGACAGCUAUACCCGGUUCCUUCGGUCUAAUGCUUACCAGGACUUACUACAGGCAAAGAAGAAGCCAGAAAAUGAGCAAGGUCGUAGAACUUCCUUAGAAAAGUUCACUCGCAGUGUGUGCUGCUGGCGCAGAAUAAGACUGGCUACCGCGUUUCACCCCAGAGGUGGCUACCUUCCAGCAGCGGGGAAAGUCACUGGUGGGCAAGCGUCUCACGGGCCUGAUGCAGUCCUCCUGACAGUUCCACCAGCUGAGACGGGAGCCGCUGACCACGUGGGCGGGCGGCGCCGCUCCACAUCGGCUGAGAGACUAACCUUAAGGGGGCGAUCUGGUUACUGUGAAAGAAAAAGAGUGAGGGGAAGAAGGGAGGGUGAGGAAAGGAGAACCUGCCUAGGACUGGAUGGGGUGGAAAAUGGAGGGGAGAAAAAGCAAUCAGCGGCAAAGCUGCAGAGAUGCCACUACAUAUAGUUUACAUCAACAUUUUCUUACCUGUAUAGCUUUGUUAUGACACUCCGUUCUCCACGAGGUCCUUGUUUCUUCUCACCUGAAUGAUGGGAAGAACACCUCACUGUGAACAGAGGGUUUUGCAGGGCCAAAGGUUUCCUGCUAUGAAUUAUUACUUGCUGUCAUUAUCAUUAUUGUUGUUAUUGCUAUUAUUAUUAUUAUUAUUAUUAUUAUUACUACUACUACUACUACUGUGCAAAAUAUCCUCCCUUAUGGGAAAAGAGAGCAAGGAGAGCUGGACUGAGCACAAUCAGUAUUAAAUACCAUUCUCCCUUUUCUCUGGCACACCCACAGCUGUAAUAGAUACAGCCUGCUACUGUCACAACCAUCCCCCUGCCUCCAUCCAUCCCCACUUUGCAGCAACCUAGGCACAAGAGAAUAGUCAGCAGAAGCCGCUUCCACUUAAGAAGUAAGAUUCAUUUCUUCUGCACUCUGAAACCACUCUAGGGGUUCCUUUCCCCCACCCUCUUAAGCCCUUUACUCCCUCUCAGACAGGCUUAUAGAAAAUGCUCUGAUUGUCUUUCUCCAUAGUUGUCUCCUGAAUGGGGGAAAUCAAAGCAUCAAUGAUUCCUUCUCCAGAGAAAGCAUCAGUGCAUAAAGACGAGCCAUAGAUUUUUUAUUUAAGGCUGAAAAGAAGACUUUUGUCAUGUUAUCAUUGGCUUCUUACACUUGUUCCAAAGUAUGUUCCCUCCUACUUUAUUCAAAGUGAGGUCUGGAGGGAACUCUGGGAGUGUUGGAGUUGUCCGGGUUUCACCAACCCAAGAGAAAGAUGAAAGGAGGGGAAGAUUCCCAGUCUUGGGGAGUCAAUUGGAUAUUUGACUGGCCAACAAUUCCCCCUCUCAAGUAGGGUUGGGUAUGGUCAAAUUUCUCAGUAAGGAAUCAGUCAUGCCCAGAAACAGCUCUAGUGGGAAAAGAAUUGGCAGUACCCACAUAGCACACCUUAGUACUGUGCUGCACACAUAAGGGAUUGGCGAAAAUGAUACAAACAAAAUAAUGCCAAUUAUUUGAUGGGAAAACCAAACUAACAUGGACAAACUGGGUGUAGCUUUCUUAGCAAUUCCCAUCCCCCGUGGAUGUCUGUCAUAAGCUACCAUUUGCCAGAAUGACACUGCUCCCUAGUGACCCCCUGGUUAAGACUAUUGAUAAAUCUAUAGCCCAGUAAGACCAUGCUUUUCCAAGUCAGCUGUUCAGCCAUCUCUCUUUGAUUUAUUUUCAGCUACAUCCCUUUAGAUAUUAUAAACAAAAAGCAAUAGAAAUAAAAUAAUUAUCAUUGGUGA